CCUCUCUCUCUCUCUCUCUCUUCCUCCCUCCCUCUCUCAAAUAAUUAUUACAUCUUCCCAUCAGUUUUCAAACAGGAACACAACAAAAACACACAUCCACAUAUAAAUCACAACCCAACUUAUCCGUUUUCCCAGUACUAGUUUCUGAAUCCCAUAUAUCCCAAUCCUUUUGCCAAGUUCUUCUCUAGAAUCUAGUACAUCUGGCAUCCAUCAAACUGCCCUCUGAUUGAUUCAACAAGGAAUUGAUUUCAUGGGACGAUCACCCUGCUGCGAAAAAGCACAUACUAACAAAGGCGCCUGGACCAAAGAGGAAGACCAGCGCCUCAUUGAUUACAUCCGUGUCCAUGGUGAAGGUUGCUGGCGUUCCCUCCCCAAAGCUGCCGGGCUGCUUAGAUGUGGUAAGAGUUGCAGAUUAAGAUGGAUAAACUACCUGAGGCCUGAUCUUAAGAGAGGGAAUUUCACUGAAGAGGAAGAUGAACUUAUCAUCAAACUUCACAGUUUACUCGGAAACAAAUGGUCUUUAAUCGCUGGAAGAUUACCAGGAAGAACAGAUAACGAGAUCAAGAACUACUGGAACACACAUAUCAAAAGAAAGCUUAUAAGUAGAGGAAUUGAUCCGCAAACUCAUCGUCCUUUGAAUGAAACUGCCAAUACAACAAACAACACCGCCAAAGCCACAGCCACAGCCACAGCAACAUCCCCCGCUGAAUUGGAUUUCAGAAAAGCACCCAGAGUUGGAAAAACCAACUUCAUUACAACCCCAUCUCUGGAUUUUAAAUACAGUGAAUUUCAAGUUAAGGCCAAGGCAGAGUCCCUUGAAGAAGGCAACUGUACCAGCAGUGGCAUGACUACAGAUGAAGAACAACAACAGCAUCUACACCACCGCCAACAACAACAACAACACAAGGACAAGUAUCCAAGUAAUGGGCAAGAGUUAAAUUUGGAGCUUUCAAUUGGGAUUAGUUCUGCUGCAAAGGACUCUACUCGGGUUUCCAGUGCCAACUCUGCCGAGUCCAAACCACAGCUAGAUAAUCACAAUUACCAGUUCCUUGGACAAGCUAUGGUGGCAAAGGCUGUCUGUUUGUGUUGGCAAUUAGGGUUUCAAAGAAAUGAAAUUUGUAGGAGCUCAAAAUACAAAUGGGUUCUAUAGAUAUUGUAGACCUUUGGAUUCGUAGGGUCAACACUAUUAUUUUUUUGUUCUUCUUUUAGAAGUUUGAUAUAAAUGCUUAAUUACUAUCUUUUACCUGUCUUCUGUAAUCACUGCUAAGUACAACGAACAAGAUGUUUGCUAUCCAUCACAUCUAGAAGAGGAAAAACACCAUUGAUCACCGCUCUCUCUGUAAAACUAUUCAAUGCUUUUGGAUUCUUUUGAUUGGUUUAGUGAA
Messenger RNA from Theobroma umbraticum, 1385 nucleotides. RefSeq names its product high response to osmotic stress 10 (gene HOS10). The record is from RefSeq and is a predicted model, not a curated record. Lineage: Eukaryota; Viridiplantae; Streptophyta; Magnoliopsida; Malvales; Malvaceae.